AUGGCAGAGAGGUUAUUUAUAAAGAGGACUAAUUGUAAAGAAUUUGAGAAGAAAAUCAUAAAUAUGAAGCAGAAAAUAUAGUUAUCAACUCAAAACAGGAUAGCCAGGGAAAACCUCCUCAGACAAAAAUUACAAGGAAAUAUGUAGGAAGCUUAAUUACAAAUAAUACUUCAUCAAGGAACAAGAUUACUUAUGCAACUGAACACAAUAAGUCGAAGGAGGAAGACAAGGACUGUACUAAGGGUAUACUGCUCCGAAGAUCGCUAGCCCAGACUCCUCCUUUUUUCAAAUAAGGAAAGAGAUAAAGAGGGAUCUGAGUGCAUAGCUGACUCAGAUAAAUGAUUUUAAAUAAACCAGUCAUAAUCAAAUUAGGAUCGAAGCCUCCAAUUAAUCGACGUAUUAAUGAAGAGAAGUACCCUAUUCCUAAGGUAACACCUAAGAAUGGUCAACCCAUUAAUCCGACUAAUCCAGAAGCAAAGGUUAUUAAGGCUAAAUCGUUGAUACAUAAACCUCCCUCAGCCUAUAGAAAUCAAGGGACACCAUUGAGUUCUUACUUGAUGGUGCAAACAAAUGAGAGUAUCCCAGAUAGUGUGAGCACAAAGACAAUGUCAAAGACGAGAGCUAAGACUGAAGGGAAGCUGGAUAGUAGGCUUAUAAGAAGGACACAAGGAUCGGGAUCUUCCUCUCAAGCUUCAGCAAUGAACAAAUUUUUGUACAUCGAAAAUUCGAACUCAGGCAUUCCAAUGAGUUAUCGGGUUAAUAAUGAAAGUUCUAUCACUCCGUAUGCCCAACAAUCACAGAAUGAGCCUACAUCUGAUGAGAAAUAAGAGAAAGUUAGUGAGUAAGAGAGUGACUACCAGUCACAAUCGUUCUCGGCCUAUGAGUUACACUUUCCAUCAUCCUACGCAAAGCUCUUCUCAGCGGCCAUAUCAACCCAAAAUUAUGGGUUCUCAUAAGCUUAAGGAGAGUACUCGGAAUGAUAACAUUUCUCGUCCGAGCUCUCGCAGAGCUCGAGCGAAAGAAACCUCGAGAGAUUUGACUAAGCGUAUGAAAAGAGCUGAGACAGUGACCCCAUCAUCUAAGAUAUCCAUUCCUGAUCCUAAGAUUAAGCUGAGAAAGGAAUUUAAUGACAUGAACUCAUUGAAGUACCACAUCAGUAGCGGAAAAAUCGAAAAGGAAUAUACAAUAAGUUCUACUGUCUUGGGCACUGGUAGUUAUGCUGUCGUCAAGCUGGGGGAAUCUAUUGUCCCUCCUGGAGAGAUCUCCAUCCAGGUCGCUGUGAAGAUCUAUGAGAAGAACAAAUUGUUCACGAAUAAACAUCGGAGGCUUAAUCUAUAUAACGAAAUUACAGUUUUAAAAGCUCUGGGCCAUCCGAACAUCAUCAAGCUGGUUAAGGUAUUUGAAGACCGGAGUAAGAUCUAUCUCGUACUUGAAUACGUCAAAGGAAUGUCUCUUUAUAAGUACAUAAAGGAGAAAUCAUCCCGUAUUGGAGAACAGGAGGCUGGUCUCAUUUUCAAAGAGAUCCUCAAGACUCUUGCAUAUGUUCAUAAGAGCGGUAUUGCUCAUCGAGACGUCAAGUUAGACAACAUCCUGGUUACGAAUGACCAACUCGAACCUGAAAAUCUGGAUCUUCCAGUGAAAGGAAUUAAAGUAAUAGACUUUGGGUUUGCAUUGAAGUACACUAAAGGCGAAAAAUCCAGUACAUAUUGAGGUACGCCUUCCUAUAUGGCACCUGAAAUCAUCAAAAGGGUAGAAUUCGACUAUGAAAAAGGGGAUGUAUGGGCUCUCGGAGUUGUAUUUUAUGCUUUAAUCUGUGGGAAAUUCCCAUUCAAAGGAAUUACCAAUCGAGAUUUGUAUAAUAAAAUCAUCAAAGGAGAUUACACCAUCUCAAAGAAGUUCAAUAUGGACACUAAAAGGUUGUUGUGCAAAAUGCUUGAAUCUGAUUUUAAGAAAAGAAAAACUUUCUAUGAGCUUACUCAGGAUGAUUUUGUAGCUGAUAAAUCAGAAGCAGCUAAAAUUGAGGAGCUAAAAAGACGAAAUUAUCAGCUCAAGAAAGUUUACACAAAGACCAAAGGGAAAGUUUUAGGUAAGAUUGAAGAGAUGCAGAAGAGCAAUGUUACGAAGUUCUUCAAAUAA
Messenger RNA from Moneuplotes crassus, 2136 nucleotides. Lineage: Eukaryota; Ciliophora; Spirotrichea; Euplotida; Euplotidae. The record is from the annotation of a GenBank genome assembly.